CUUCUUUCCCCUGUCCUAAAUUCCCAAACCUUGUCCCCCUUAUUUACAAACUCUUAAACUUUUUUCUCUCCCAAUGACGCCAAUCUAUCUCAACAAAACAACAUCUUCCUUUUUUCCUCCCCAUGAUCAAAACCCACAUGAUCAUAAUCUCCACCUAUCUGUCCCUACUUUCUCCAACCCAAAUCAAGAUCAGAGAUUCCAUGAUGAUGACAACAAGGGAAGUGAAAAUUACAUGACUAGAGAGGGAUCAAGUAUUGAUCAUGGUCAAGCAUGCUUGCCAUCUUCUUCAGUUCAGUCUGCUGUGGAUCAUAAAUUAUCAUCCUUUAGAAGCACUCACCAUGAAAUUAGUUCAUCAAAUAAUUGGAAUCGAUCAGCUGGAAAAUGGAUGUCAUCCAAGACGAGGCUAAUGCAUAGAAUGAUCAACUCCAACAGCCCUGGUACUGACAAAAACAACGAUAUUAGCACUACCAUUAGAGUCUGCUCUGCUUGCAACACAACCUCAACACCCCUUUGGAGAACCGGUCCUAGAGGUCCUAAGUCGCUCUGCAAUGCCUGUGGGAUCCGGCAAGGGAAGGCGAGGAGAGCCAUGGAAGCAGUAGCUGCAAGUGAUGGAGUUGCAGAUUCGGUUGCUGCAAGGAGGGUGAAGGUUAAGGCACAUGCUGGAAAGGAAAAGAAAUCUCGUAAACGCCAUGUUGGGCAACAUAAGAUACAGAAAUAUUACUUCAAGGCUGUGGAUUCGGGUUUGCAGGAUGUGUUUCCACUUCCACAUGAUGUGGAAGAUGCUGCAAUCCUGCUGAUGGAGCUUUCCUGUGGCCUCCUUAAUAGUCACAGUUGAUUCCUUAGACGAGUUGUACCAUUAAUUAAUCAUAAGACCUUAA
This is a messenger RNA of Rubroshorea leprosula, 878 nucleotides long. The record is from the annotation of a GenBank genome assembly. Lineage: Eukaryota; Viridiplantae; Streptophyta; Magnoliopsida; Malvales; Dipterocarpaceae.